Messenger RNA from Ambispora leptoticha, 444 nucleotides. The record is from the annotation of a GenBank genome assembly. Lineage: Eukaryota; Fungi; Glomeromycota; Glomeromycetes; Archaeosporales; Ambisporaceae.
AUGAAGUUGGAAUAUAGGAUUCUUGAGAUAGCAGGAGAUAAACAAGAUUGUAAUUAUUACUUAUUUAGUUUUCAAGAUUUUUGUUUUAAAAAUAAUCUUACUCUCAACAUUGCUACUCAUCAAGUAGCAGUAUUCAAAGAUAAUGAUGAUUAUGCUGAUAUAGCUUAUAUUUGUGCUGAUUGUAAAAAGGAUUUUGAAAAUGAUAUUCUUUCUUAUUAUGAACUUUAUGGUAGACUAAAGAGAAAUAGGAAAGGCAGCUUUUGUAAUCUGUUAGAGAAUAAACCAAUACAAUCACUUUCUAUGGAAAAAAUAAUAUCUAGAACUUUUGGUUAUUGUUUGGAAAAGAAAACUAGAGAACUAGAGAAAGAAUUAUCCACCACCAAAGAAGAAUUAAAUAUUGAAAGAGAAGAAGUAGUUAAAUUUCAUGAGAAAUCUAAAGAAUGA